AAGGAAUCGGAGGCGGUGAGCGGAGCGGGCAGACACCGGGCAGUGAGGUCCUCGCGCACCCGCCUCUUCCCUGUCCGACGCCUGGGGGUGGAGGGCAGCGCCGCAGAACCUCGGAACGUCCGGAGCCAGUUCCCUCCCCACACACACCCCCGGGAGCGCUGAGUGUGAAGUUCGACCAGGAGGCGAACGGCGGGGACUGCCACGCUCGCUUUGUUCGGAAGAAGCGAAGCAUCGCCCGCCCCCACCAAAAUGGCUGCUUCCGGACACACAUUCCCCUUCUACGCUGGCCCGAAGCCAACCUUCCCAAUGGACACCACCUCGGCCAUCAUCAUCACUGUCUUUCUGACUGCACUGGUCACCUUCAUCGUCAUCCUGCCCGGCAUUCGGGGCAAGAUGAGGCUGUUCUGGCUGCUGCGGGUAGUGACCAGCUUAUUCAUCGGGGCUGUGAUCCUGGCCGCGAAUUUCAGUUCUGAGUGGUCUGUGGGCCAGGUCAGCACCAACACAUCAUACAAGGCCUUCAGUUCAGAGUGGAUCAGUGCCGACGUUGGGCUGCAGGUCGGGCUGGGAGGAGUCAACGUCACACUCACAGGGACUCCAGUGAAACAGCUGAAUGAAACCAUCAAUUACAAUGAGGAGUUCACCUGGCACCUGGGCAAGAACUAUGCAGAGGAGUUUACAAAGGCACUGGAGAAGGGGCUGCCGGACCCUGUGCUCUACCUGGCCGAGAAGUUCACCCCGAGCAGCCCAUGUGGCCUGUACCGCCAGUACCGCCUGGCAGGAUACUACACCUCAGCCAUGCUUUGGGUGGCAUUCCUCUGCUGGCUGCUGGCCAACGUGAUGCUGUCCAUGCCUGUGCUGGUCUACGGCAGCCACAUGCUGCUGGCCACGGGCAUCUUCCAGCUGUUGGCCCUGCUCUUCUUCUCCACCGCCACUGCACUCACCCCACCCUGUACCCUGCACCUGGGCCCUGUAACACUGCACACUCACCCUGGGCCUGCCUUCUGGAUCACAUUGACCACAGGACUACUGUGUGUGCUGCUGGGCCUGGCCAUGGCGGUGGCCCACAAGACACAGCCCCAGAGGCUGAAGGCUUUCUUCAACCAGAGUGCUGUAGAGGAUCCCAUGCUGGACUGGGGUCCCGAGGAAGGGGGGUUCCUGAGCCCCCGCUACCGAUCCAUGGCUGAGAGUUCCGAGUGCCAGGACAUUGCUCUUUCAGAGGCUUCCUCCGAGGCAUGCUGUAAGGAGGAGUGCCCCAGUGAGCCUGACUGUGCCUUAUAAUAUUUCUCCCUCCACUGGCCACCUGGACUUCUAAUUCAGCUCUAGACCUCAUUGGAGCCCCACAAAACCAUCAGAGCCACCCUCAGAGCGGCUUGUAUCAGGCCUCCAGCUCCAAUCUGUAGGUGGAGUAGAGAAAGGAGGCUCUAGCCAUUUAUUUUUUUUAACCCUAAGGUGCUAUACAGACUUUCAGCCUGCACAUAAGCCUUGCAGCCAUGACCAGGAGGGGGCUGCCCCUGGUUCUCACCUAGAGAACCUGUCUUUCCUUGAAGCUUUGACUCUUCAAGGUGCCCUUGACAUUCUUUGAAACCCAAUCUCACUCUCUUAAUAACGUGAGUUAAUAGUGUGAUUAUCCUUUGGUCCCUCAUCCCUCUGCACUUCUUGUUUUCCUUUUGUUCUUCCUUUACUUCCCCGACUUUUGUGACCUCUUGGUACAAUGAAAGACAGCACUGGGAGGGAGAGGAGACCAAACUUCUUAUCCCACGUUGAACAUUAACUAGCGGUGCCACAUUCCCUUUGAGCUUCAAUUCCCAAAUUCACCAAAUGCGAUCGUAUGAGUUGCCAAGGACCUUAAAAAUUCCAGGACUUAUAUUUAUAUUUUUAUGCUUUGCUGACAUCUGCCUAGGCCUUUGGACACCAUCCCCAACAGGAGUCAGGAAUGGAGAGUUGGUGAAUAAACUCUGAAAUGCUAUGCCUCUCCAGCCUACUCAGCUGGGCCAGCACAGGGGGAUUCUGGUGGGAGAGGACAUGCCUCUUACUCCCACCUCGGGGGCGGCUCAGGAAGAUGAGCAGGGUCAGUUUCCCACCGGCCUCACUAGAGGGCGCCCCUCUCCUGGAGCCUUUCCUAGAUUCUUCUGGGUUCUCCUCCCUGAGAAAAUCUGGUUUUGCAGCAAGGCUGAGGAAGAAAAUGUACCAGGCUGUCUCCAGGCCAGUGAAGC
Choloepus didactylus (southern two-toed sloth) is the source of this 2213-nucleotide messenger RNA. It is a transcript of the gene DUOXA1, whose product is annotated as dual oxidase maturation factor 1. The coding region runs from base 250 to 1278 and encodes 342 amino acids. Gene Ontology annotation, cellular component: endoplasmic reticulum membrane. Gene Ontology annotation, biological process: protein transport. NCBI's taxonomy places the organism in Eukaryota, Metazoa, Chordata, Mammalia, Pilosa, Megalonychidae. The transcript has 8 exons. The record is from RefSeq and is a predicted model, not a curated record.